This is a messenger RNA of Solanum dulcamara, 1204 nucleotides long. Its product is annotated as ethylene-responsive transcription factor ERF039-like. Gene Ontology annotation, biological process: regulation of DNA-templated transcription. Gene Ontology annotation, molecular function: DNA binding; DNA-binding transcription factor activity. The record is from RefSeq and is a predicted model, not a curated record. The coding region runs from base 117 to 950 and encodes 277 amino acids. NCBI's taxonomy places the organism in Eukaryota, Viridiplantae, Streptophyta, Magnoliopsida, Solanales, Solanaceae. The transcript has a single exon.
UUUAAACCAACCAACACAACCAUAGGGGCUAAGUAAACCUCACCAUUUUUAUUAUUUAAGUUAUACUUUCUUGCUACCACUAUACAUCACUAGAAAGGGAAAAAAGGAAAUUCACAAUGGAAGAUCAUCUUCAUGAAUUUUCCAUCUCUAGUUCUACUUCUACAACAACUUCUUCAUCAUUUACAAGUUGUUCUAAUAAUAAUUGCUUUAGUUCUCUUUCAACCACAACAUGUUCUACUUCUUCUACUUCAUCUAAUUGUUUCCUUGAGAGCAUUGUAAAAACCUCAUCAAAAGAUCACUACAAUUGCAAAUCCAAGAAAAGCUCAAAAAAAGUUGAAGAUUUCACAAAAAAUGUAAAUGAGGGGAAUAAUACGAAAAUUAGGCGAAAAAAAGAAGGUAUUGUUGAUGAAAAACAUCCAACUUAUAGAGGAGUUCGUAAGAGGAAUUGGGGAAAAUGGGUGUCCGAAAUUAGACAACCAAGGAAGAAAUCAAGAAUUUGGCUAGGGACUUAUCCCACCGCCGAAAUGGCAGCUCGAGCUCACGAUGUCGCGGCUUUAGCCAUCAAGGGAAACUCGGCUUACCUUAAUUUCCCUCAUUUAGCCGAUCAACUCCCCCGACCCGCCUCCACUUCCCCUAAGGACAUCCAAGCCGCAGCCGCCAAGGCUGCAGCCGCCAGCACAUUUCUCGAGGAAAAUUCCAUCGAGUCGAGCCUAUUAACCGAGCUGCACAGUUGUCAUUCGUCGACGAAUUUAGCCUCGGAGAACUCGCAAGAAUUACUGAAUUCUCCAUCGAUGGAUCACGAUGACACGUUUUUCGACCUACCGGAUCUUACCAUCGAUAGAGUGGAUCAAAACGACCGGUAUCAGUACCCGAUUACCACAUGGCAGCUUGCUGGAGCCGAUAGUGGUAUGUUUCGGCUUGAUGAGCCAUUUUUGUGGGAAUGCUAUUAGAGGAAAAUUAGGAUUGUGUACUGUUUAGACAUGUUUCCUUUUCUUUUCUUCUUUUACACUGACAAAAAGUCAUAAAACAUCCAUCAUGUGUGUAUUUCUCAACAUAUCAUAGUUGCAAACCCAGAAUGCGAGACCAUAUUCAUAACAUCAGAUAUUCUAUGUCACUGACUCGACUAAUUCAGAUGAUACAACUUUCACCGUAACGCGAUGGAGUAAAAAUGUAAAAGUAAUUGACAGUCUGUUGUUGAUUUUUA